Molecule: messenger RNA, 627 nt
Organism: Plasmodium malariae
Lineage: Eukaryota; Apicomplexa; Aconoidasida; Haemosporida; Plasmodiidae
Product: step II splicing factor, putative
Exons: 2
Coding region: 1-627 (208 amino acids)
Biological process (GO): mRNA splicing, via spliceosome
Cellular component (GO): spliceosomal complex
Molecular function (GO): pre-mRNA 3'-splice site binding
Source: RefSeq, a predicted model, not a curated record
AUGUGGAUAAACAAAAUAGGAAACAAAAGUGCUUCCUUUAUAAACCAUAAGCAUUUUCAUCCAGGGAAUAUAAAAAAUUUAGAAAGAGUAUGGUUAGCUGAAGAAAGCGAACGAAAAAGAAAAGAAGAAGAAGAAAAAUACUUAAAAAAGAGAGAAGAGCAAUACAAAUUGUAUGUUUUAAAAAAGCAGUUAACAAAAAACGAAGAAGAUAAUAAAAACGCCCUGCAUAAUAAUAUACUGUACGAUAUAAACAAAGAAAGGAAAAAAGAAAAUACAAACAAGAAAAUUAAUAUCACUUUUAGUGAAAAUGAACAAAAUGGAAUUGAUGCAAUAAAUAAUAAAUUAAUUAUAAAAUCGAAAUAUAAUGAAGACUUAUUUGUUAAGAACCAUAAGUCCAUUUAUGGUUCAUAUUAUGAUAUAGAAAAAAAAAAAUGGGGGUACAAAUGUUGUAAGAAAGUUAAUAAAAAUUCUAUAUGCACAAGCAAUGAUUGUGAUAAUACAAAAAUUAAUAAUACAAAUGGCGUGUGUGUCAAAAAGAAUUUAAGCAAAUCAAAAAAGAAGAAAAAAAAGAAGAAAAAAAACAUUGUUGAUAACAGUAUUUCUGCGCUUUUGAAUAAAAUAUUGUGA